Monoraphidium neglectum is the source of this 789-nucleotide messenger RNA. RefSeq lists its product as hypothetical. The coding region runs from base 1 to 789 and encodes 262 amino acids. Gene Ontology annotation, biological process: regulation of exit from mitosis. NCBI's taxonomy places the organism in Eukaryota, Viridiplantae, Chlorophyta, Chlorophyceae, Sphaeropleales, Selenastraceae. The record is from RefSeq and is a predicted model, not a curated record. The transcript has 5 exons. Gene Ontology annotation, cellular component: nucleus.
AUGCGACGCGUGUCCAAGUACCUGCAGCAGCUCUCCUGCCAGCUCGACGCCCUCAAGGCGCUGCCGCUCAGCACCCUGGUGCAGCUGCGCGCGCCGGUCGUGGUGCUGCUGGGGCCCUCAACGCUGCGGCCCAAGGAGGUCUACGCCGUGCGGUUCGUGGCGCCAGGCAGCGGCGGCGGGGCCCAGCAAGGGUGCCAACAUUCGGCUGAGCAGCAGCAGGCGCCUGGGCCGAGCGCCAAGGAGCUGGCGUCUGCGGGCAAACGGCUGCUGCGAGCGCUCAUCGUGCAGGGCGGCGCAAUAGAGGAGUGGACGAAUGUGGCAGCUGCCACCAAGAUGUUCAUCAUGGUUCAGGCCCCCGCCUCCCAGGCCCCGCCAGCUGGCUUCCUGCCGCGGCGGGGCUUUUCCCUCAACUUGCGCAAGGCCUUCCAAGUCAACAUUGAGGUGCAGCUCGCGACAGGGGAGUGGCCUGAGCCGGCAGCGGCAUCCAAGCAGCAGCAGAAGCCGCAGCAGCACACGCCCCAGCAGCAGCGGCAGCAAGGGCCGUCGCAGCUGUCUCUGGAAGAGCAGCUUGAGGUGUCUAUGCAGCUGUGCGACUCUGCAUCAGACUCAGAUGAUGACCAACAGCGACGGCGGCAGCGCAAGGACCACUACCAGCAGCAGCAGCAGCAGCAGCAGCAAGGCGCUGAUGAUGUUGGUGGUGGCGGCACAGACACGGAGAACGGCGACGGGCUCUUGUGGCUGCAGUGCGUGCACGCGGUCAAGGGCAUGCGCCAAACGGAGCAAGCGUGA